Penaeus chinensis is the source of this 580-nucleotide messenger RNA. Its product is annotated as deoxyuridine 5'-triphosphate nucleotidohydrolase-like. The transcript has 4 exons. Gene Ontology annotation, biological process: dUMP biosynthetic process; dUTP catabolic process. Gene Ontology annotation, molecular function: dUTP diphosphatase activity; magnesium ion binding. The record is from RefSeq and is a predicted model, not a curated record. The annotation marks the transcript as partial. NCBI's taxonomy places the organism in Eukaryota, Metazoa, Arthropoda, Malacostraca, Decapoda, Penaeidae.
ACUCCUCAGUCCCUCGUAGGUCGGCGCUCCUGCACCUCCAUCUUCCGAACCCAGACUCUCCUUAAGGCUUCCACCAUGCCAGGCGAAUUAAAAACAGUGCUGAGGUUUAAGAAGCUGACAGAACAUGCCUUUACGCCCUCGAAGGGCUCGAAAUUUGCUGCUGGUUUCGACUUGUGCAGUGCUUAUGACUUGGUGAUUCCAUCCCUUGGAAAGGCUCUCAUCAAGACAGACAUUCAGGUGGAGCUUCCAGAAGGAUGUUACGGCAGAAUUGCACCAAGGUCUGGUCUGUCGUGGAAGCAUCACCUAGAUGUCGGGGCUGGUGUGAUAGACCGAGACUACAGAGGCAAUGUUGGUGUAGUCCUAUUUAAUCAUGCCAAAACUGAUUAUGAGGUGAAGAAGGGAGAUCGUGUUGCUCAACUGAUCUGUGAAAAAAUCAUAUAUCCAGAAAUUGAAGAAGUUCAGGAAUUGAUGGAGACUGAGCGUGGUGAGGGUGGCUUUGGUUCUACAGGCAAUCAGUAGAAGCUAACAGGAGAAAAAAUGAAUUUUAAUAUUAUAUUUGUUUUAAUAAAAAUGUCCGUUA